GUAAGUAGCCUACAAUAGUUCUAGCCUUCAUUUGACCACUGGACAGUGGACAAAGAUCUAGCGUGGAUCAUUCUGAAGAAUUUUCGGCCUGCUGGAGAAACCCAUCCUCCUUCUCAAUGGACACUUCAUUCUGUUACCCCAGUUUUCAACCUGACACAGAAAGCAUAAUGUCUGUGAUGCAUGAACUGAAGGAAAAGAACUUAACAGACAACACCCUUCUCUCCAACUUGGACUUUGCUGAGAGAUUCUUUAGAGACCAUCCUCUAAAACCGUACUCCAAAUUGCUAGUCAAAGGAAAUUACUCUUGUGUACAAAUUGGUCAGAAUGACAUGCAAGUUUUUACUGUAACAUCAGAAAACAACCAAACCUAUGUCAGUGUCUUUAUCCAUGACACAUUUGAUGAAAAAAUCAAAAAGUCUUUCAUUGAGGCCAUGCACUUUUUCAACCACUCCUGCCAGGAUGAGAUUAAAUCCUGUUUUACACAGGCACAAGAAGCUGUUACUAAAGAGGACCUGACAAGAUUGCACAUCAAAUGCAACAGGUUCUCAGUCACGUACGCCACUCGAUUUAGCGGUCCAUGUACAACUGUGGAAACUAAAUGUCAGUUAAAGCUAGAGAACCUCACUGCGGAGGGUUUACUGAACAAAAAGGUUUGGUUGCAGAAAGAGAAGCCCACAUGUCCUGGUUUGAUAGCAUGUCUAGACCAUCUCAUAAAGCAAUACCUGACCACAAGCAUUUGCAGAUGGGACUCCUAUAGAUUUGUCAUACAUGCAGACAAAGAAAUUAUCAGAAUCACUUCAUGUAAUGAAGAAGAACGAGAAUAUGUAUUGAUACAUGAUCAUGAAGGGGUCUCAAUGUUUCCUCCAACACUGCAAUAAAAGUUAUGACAGCACUCCAGAAAACUGCAACAUAUUCUGUUGAAAUAUCUUCAUGUGCAUUUUUAAAGACUAAAGAUUAAAGGAAAUCAUUAUAUUCAUUA
Sinocyclocheilus rhinocerous is the source of this 979-nucleotide messenger RNA. RefSeq lists its product as uncharacterized. The record is from RefSeq and is a predicted model, not a curated record. The transcript has 4 exons. The coding region runs from base 117 to 878 and encodes 253 amino acids. NCBI's taxonomy places the organism in Eukaryota, Metazoa, Chordata, Actinopteri, Cypriniformes, Cyprinidae.